AUGCGGUGUACCUUUGCUGGUGCAGUCAUGGCUCAGAGAAGGGGUGGUGCUGGUGGCUGCUGCCCUCGGCUGCCUGUGAACGAGGACAACGCCCGUUUUUUCUUGCUGGCCGGGCUCAUCCUGCUCUACUUGUUGUGCGGAGCAGCCAUCUUCUCAGCCCUUGAACACCCUUUUGAGCUGCGUGCCCGCCGCCUCUGGAAACAGCAGCUGGAGAACUUCACCCAGCAGUACAGGGUCAGCCUGAGUGCCCUGCACACCCUGCUGCGUCAAUAUGAGGAGGCAAAUGGAGCUGGGAUCAGAGUGGACACUUUGAGACCUCGCUGGGACUUUUCUGGAGCUUUCUAUUUUGUGGGCACAGUGAUCUCCACCAUUGGCUUUGGUAUGACCACCCCAGCCACAAUAGCUGGAAAGAUAUUCCUAAUUUUCUAUGGUCUCAUUGGCUGUGCAUCCACCAUCCUUUUCUUCAACCUGUUCCUGGAGAGGAUCAUUACCAUGCUGGCUUACAUCAUGCGCUGGUUUCACGAGCGUCGGAUGAGGUGUGUUGGGGUCGGGGUAUUGCCGGGCAGGGAGGUACCCCAUGAUGUGGAUGACAGCCUAGAAGGGUGGAAGCCUUCUGUCUACUAUGUGAUGCUUAUCCUUGGCGUAACCUCUGUGAUUAUUGCAUGCAGUGCCUCGUCGCUGUACUGCUCCAUGGAAAACUGGAGCUAUGUGGACUCUCUGUACUUCUGUUUUGUGGCUUUUAGCACCAUCGGCUUCGGAGACCUAGUGAGCAGCCAGAGACAGCAGUACGAGGCUCAGGAGGCCUACCAGCUUGGGAACUGCCUUUUCAUCCUCAUGGGAGUAUGCUGUAUCUACUCUCUCUUCAAUGUCAUCUCUAUUGUCAUCAAGCAAACCCUCAACUGGAUCCUGGGCAAACUGGUCUGCCCCGAGCAGCAUUGUCCCUGCUUCUGCUCUAAGACAAGCUGCUUUUGGCUCUGUUGCCCUUGCCCCCCCAAAAAACGCACCCGCCGAAGGCUUCGAAACACACAUCCGAGACGACAGCACUUCAAAUGCAAUGCUGUGCAGCCCGUCCCAUCCCACUGCGCCACAGGAAGACAUUGCUACACAGACACCUCGGUGGAGACGGUGUGUGACAGUGAGACCGAUGCCGUGGCCGAUGGGGUGUAUGUUGGCCGGCGUGUCUCAGGAGAGAUGAUCUCUUUGAAUGAGUUCACAGUGUCCAAUAAGGUGUCUCUGGCUCUGCUGCAAAAGCAACUGAGUGAAACAGCUCACCAGGGCUCACAGCAGUGCCACAACCACCAAAAUGGAUUUUCUGAGGGUGUGGGUGCCUUUGCGAUCAUGAAUAAUCGCCUGCAGGAGACCAGUAUGGACAGGUAG
Lampris incognitus (smalleye Pacific opah) is the source of this 1377-nucleotide messenger RNA. It is a transcript of the gene kcnk12l, whose product is annotated as potassium channel, subfamily K, member 12 like. Bases 1 to 1377 code for a protein of 458 amino acids. Lineage: Eukaryota; Metazoa; Chordata; Actinopteri; Lampriformes; Lampridae. Gene Ontology annotation, biological process: stabilization of membrane potential; potassium ion transmembrane transport. Gene Ontology annotation, cellular component: membrane. The transcript has 2 exons. The record is from RefSeq and is a predicted model, not a curated record. Gene Ontology annotation, molecular function: potassium ion leak channel activity.